CUUUAACCUCAGUCGACUCGUCUACUGUAGCUGCUUUUGCUAAAUCUCUGACUGGAAUCAUCCCGCUUGAUUGUAAUGAGUUUGAGGAGCUCAACGAUGGCUGGGACUGCACUGGGAACCGGCUCUUCCCUCCUGCUCCUUGUCUCUAUUAUACAAGGGCUCCGGGAUGGUGAGGUGUUCCAUUAUAAAAUGAUGGAAGCAGUAGUGGGCCAGAAUAUUUCCUUGCCCUGCCUUGUAAAAAACACUUCUAACCUCCGGAUUGUCAGUACUGAAUGGAGUAAGACGGGCAGCGAAACAAAAAAGCUGGCACUCUACACCCCAGGUUUCGGGUACAACCUGUUUAAUAAUACUGCCAAGCUCCAGAUUGUGAACGAUGACACAAAUAUAUUCAGGGGCUCCUACCUACAGCUUCAUGGGGUGAACAAGAGGGACAGUGGCACCUACGUUUGUGAAAUGACAAUUUUCCCUCUGGGAUCCUAUAAAAGAGAAACAGAAAUAAAGAUCAAAGAUGCUGAUGAAAUUAAAUGUGACAUGAAUAGCACUAUUGAGGUCGAAUCUGGAGAAAAUGUGACCAUUCACUGCACAGCGUUCCAAAAUGCUCAGUACAGAUGGACCAAGAACAAGAAACUGAUAUCAGACCAUCAGUCUCUGAAGCUGCUGUGGGUUACUGACGCUAAUGCGGGGGUUUAUACACUGACAGUCAACACAGGAAACCAAAGUCUACAUACAGAGUUUAUCAUCAUAGUGCGAACAGAAACCACAAGCUUAAAGACAGGUCUUGUGACAUCACAGUUUAAUGUCACUGGAGGUCCCAGAACCACCACUAAUGUUCCAAUCACAACUGGAGAGCAAACCAUCUCUGUCACAAAUCAUACACAAAGCAGUCCCACAUCAUUCCCCAUCACAUACACUGAACCUCACCAUUCACAAAAUGUAACCUAUCCUGCAAUUAGCACCACACAUAUUACAAACACAACCCUAAUUUCCAAUCAAUCUGCAACCACAGAUAUCUCCGCUUCGUUCAUUUAUGGCAGUACAGUGUACAGCACUGCACAGCAAAUGACUGAUAAUGAGACAAGGUCCACAGUAAAUACAGUGCAUCCAGAAGACAGUAGCUUAACAACGUCGAAGGAGCUCAGCACUCUGGGAAACAACACAGAAAAUCCUGAUGCAACACCGACUUUGAGGGCAGGAAACACAACAGACGUCAACAAAGAUGACCCUGGUGGACGAAGCCAUCUGUUGUUGAUGUUAAUCAUCGUUGCAGUGUUGGUAUUGAUCAUUGUGGCUGGCAUUCUCUGCAGGAGAAAAAUUAUAAAGCAGAGGAUGGAUCUACCACCGCCCUUCAAACCCCCUCCUCCUCCAGUCAAGUACAGGGCUGCAAGGACCACAACACAGCAAUUCCCCACUUCAAGGUGUAACUCAGUAACAGAAUUUAGUGACUUUAGACAUAUUUAUUAAUAUGUAAUCAUGAACAUGUGGCAGUUAGUCAAUAACAUGCAGUGAGUUAAGGAAAAACCUUAUCUCAGGCAGUUGUGCAGAUGUGAGCUGUGCAUAUAAGUGAGGUAAAAGGGUGGGAAAUAGCUAUUGAGUGCAUAUUUUUGGUUUGAUUUUCUUUCACUUAAAAAAAUGCAUAUUCUGUGAAAAUAUUGCAUUGAAGGCAAUAAAGUUGAUUAUAAAAUCUUUAGCAUUUGAGAAUAAAAACUGAUAAAUGUGA
Molecule: messenger RNA, 1717 nt
Organism: Sphaeramia orbicularis (orbiculate cardinalfish)
Lineage: Eukaryota; Metazoa; Chordata; Actinopteri; Kurtiformes; Apogonidae
Product: CD226 antigen
Exons: 7
Coding region: 76-1461 (461 amino acids)
Biological process (GO): inflammatory response; cell-matrix adhesion
Source: RefSeq, a predicted model, not a curated record